AGAAAUCGUUCUUCGUCCGUGAUCGUGAAACGUGAUCAUAAGCACGACUCUAUCACGAGCGCUCAGCCUGUGAUCACGCGAGCGAGGGCGAGAAGGGCGAGGUGUUUUGGCGUUGACGAUCACUUGUUGCUCUGCUGGAAGUGUGUCUGACCCUUCUGAACUCGAAAUGAGCGAAAAGGCGGACAUCGCGCUGAUCGGCCUGGCCGUGAUGGGCCAGAACCUGAUCCUCAACAUGGACGACCACGGCUUCGUGGUGUGCGCGUACAACCGCACCACGGAGAAGGUGGACCAGUUCCUGGCGAAGGAGGCCAAGGGCACGAAGGUGGUGGGGGCCCACAGCCUGCAGGAGAUGGUGUCCAUGCUCAAGAAGCCGCGGCGCGUCAUGAUGCUCGUCAAGGCGGGCCAGGCGGUGGACGACUUCAUCGCCAAGCUGGUGCCCCUGCUGGAGAAGGGGGACAUAGUGAUCGACGGGGGCAACUCGGAGUACCACGACACGCAGCGCCGCACCAAGGAGCUGCGCGACAAGGGCCUGCUGUUCGUGGGCUGUGGGGUGUCCGGAGGGGAGGAGGGGGCUCGCUACGGGCCCUCGCUCAUGCCGGGCGGCAACAAGGACGCCUGGCCGCACCUCAAGCCCAUCCUGCAGGCGGUGAGCGCCAAGGUGGAUGGGGAGCCGUGCUGCGACUGGGUCGGGGAGGACGGCGCGGGCCACUUCGUCAAGAUGGUGCACAACGGCAUCGAGUACGGCGACAUGCAGCUGAUCUGCGAGGCCUACCACCUCAUGAGGACGGCCCUCUCGCUGUCCCACGACCGCAUGAGCCAGGUGUUUGAGGACUGGAACAAGGGCGAGCUGGACUCCUUCCUCAUCGAGAUCACCAAGGACAUACUCAAGUUCAAGGACGCCGAUGGGAAGCCGCUGGUGGAGAAGAUCCGGGACUCGGCGGGGCAGAAGGGCACGGGCAAGUGGACGGCCAUCGCGGCGCUGGACUACGGGGUGCCCGUCACGCUCAUAGGGGAGUCCGUGUUCGCGCGCUGCCUGUCGUCGCUCAAGGAGGAGCGCGUGCACGCCUCGACGGUGCUCAAGGGCCCGGCCAGCAGCGUCUACGACGGCGACAAGGACCAGUUCCUGGAGCACAUCAGACAGGCUCUGUACGCCUCCAAGAUCGUCUCGUACGCGCAGGGCUUCAUGCUGCUCCGCGAGGCGGCCAAGGAGUUCGGCUGGAAGCUCAACUACGGGGGAAUCGCGCUGAUGUGGCGCGGCGGCUGCAUCAUCCGGAGCGCGUUCCUGGGCAACAUCAAGUCUGCGUUUGAGCGCAACCCGGGGCUGUCCAACCUGCUGCUGGACGACUUCUUCCGCGCCGCCGUGCACCGCUGCCAGGAGUCGUGGCGCACGGUGGUGGCCACGGCAGCGCGGCUCGGAAUCCCCACGCCCUGCUUCAGCACGGCGCUCGCCUUCUACGAUGGCUACCGCUCGCACUCGCUGCCCGCCAACCUCAUCCAGGCCCAGCGGGACUACUUCGGGGCCCACACGUACGAGCUGGUGUCCAGCCCGGGCAGGUUCCAGCACACCAACUGGACCGGCCGGGGGGGCAACGUGUCCGCCAGCACGUACCAGGCGUAGCGGCUCCCCCCGCCUGCCGUGUCCCCUGGGACCCAGCGCUCGGGGGGGAGGCCCGUCGUCCGGCCGCUUCACGACACGCUCACGUUCCGUGAAACAUCUUGGACAUCUGUGAAGAUACCCUGGCUCAUCGGAAAGAAAAGAAAAUCAAUUGGACGCAGUUAUGCGAAAAGGAACCAACCCCCAUGAAACAUAUUCUGAGCAUUUUGAAGUUAAAAGUUAAUUAUAAAUUGUAAUUCUCGUAUCGAUAACAUAAUGUGGGUGUAAUUUUAAUGGUCUAGUAUAAGUACUGAUGUAAUAAUAGCAACGACGGUACGAUCAACCUUGUACUAUUUUAAUUUAAUUUUCAAAUAAAAAUAUAUAACAAAAUUGUGGGUUGGUUACUUUUUGCUUAACUACGUCCAAUUGUGCUAUAAAAAAAUAAUAAUUGGGUACUGUAGAUUCUUUUUGUUUACACGCCUUGAUUUUUUUAACUAUAUGUCUGUGGGUUUUACGAAAUACUAUUACAAUUUACAUUUUUUACUACAUACUUUCUUGUAGCUUGUAACUUUUUUAUUUUCUGGUCUUCUAGCAUUUUUAAAACUGGAGUAUUUUUUUUAGUGUGUCCAGUAAACCUUAUAAAAACAGUUCGUAAAUGAACACAACUUGUGUUUUGGUUAUAAAAAAAAAUAGACAAAUAUAAUAAUUUUUUUAUUUGGGAAGUACCUGUGUUAUUGAAGGAAAUGUGGGACAAGCUCUGAUUUAAAAGUAUUACCCUUGUCUGUCGCAAUUGUUCACGAUUCUGCACGCGUGUCGGGAAUGCAGGUAUGGGUUGCUCCUGCUACAGUUAUAUCAUGGGGAAGCUGGUGUUUUAUAGGAUAUUUAAGCCGCUAGGGCAGGUUCGGACGCUGGUACGCCCGGUAGCACGCUUGGCUAGUGACGUAGGCUUGAGUAGUCCGGCCGUGUGGCGACUGGCUAGGUGAACUCUAGCGAGCGUGGUUCGUCACAGCGGUCUUAUUUCGCGGGGCGUGGUUUAUGUUUAUAGUAAACAUAUAUAUAUAUAUUUGGUUCCUCAAUUUAUUUAUUAAAGUCUCCAUUUUUAGCAAAAUAUUUUAACAGCUGAAAGGGAGUGAGUUGUCUUUAAGCAGAUUUCCUCAGUUGAGUUUGUGAAAUGUCUUGUACUUAUUUCUUUACUUUAUCACGGGGCAAAUUAGUGGGAAUAGUAAUUCACUUUGGAAUCUGACCGGUAUAUUUUCCAGAAAAUUGACGCAUUUGCUACACAAUAGGUGGUCUUUCUAAACUAACUAAGCCUUUUAGUCUCCAAAAGUCUUUCAUGUAUGUUCUUUGUAUGAUGUCACUAAUUCACAGAGUUACUUUUAAAUGAGAAUAGUGAGUGGUUCCUAGUUGUGGCCAUAGUAGGUUUCAUUUCUCACACUAUGUUAUGUUCUUUAAAAACAAGAUUUUAAUUUUAACUGACGAUUCCAAAUUUUUAUAAGUUAUAAAAUUUAAAUUCUGAUAUAUAUGUUUCCACAUUUGUAUCACUGAUUGUCAGUGGUGCAGUUAAUUUUCUUUCACCAAAGUCAUUAUAAAUGUUGUGUUUUAAAUUAUGUAUGUCAGUCUCUGAAAAUGCUAAACCUCAUAUGUAUGACACAAUUGGCAGCAUAUUUUUGUACAUUAAUUGUAAAAUCGUCAAAAGUUGACUCAACAAGGUUUUGCCUUUAUUGCUUGAAUAUACACUUUACACGUUUAUGUAGAGCAUUCUCGGGAAACAGGUAACACUAACACUUGUUCCUGUAGUAAAAAAUCAUUCCAAACGUUGGUGUCCUGGAACAGUGAAAGCACGCUUGCUCUUGAAGGUUUUUUGAGACUGCCAAUAAACUGUAACAUUUGUGAGCACGUGGUGUAACUAGUGUGUGUGUGCCCUGGAGUGGAAAUGAAAAUUAGCAUAUUUUUCAUGUACUUUAGUUGUAGCAUGUAAACUGGUGCAAAUAUUGACGUAGAACAUAUCCUGCCAUUGAUGUUACGUUGAACCGUCAAUUAUUUCCCCCUCCAUCCUAUUUUAAAACAUGGGAGUGUAGUACAAAUAAUGCUUUUGUUUUAAGACUAGGACAUUAACCAUAAUUGCCUUUUGUGUUGGGAUAUGUGGAACAUGCUAUAAUCUUUAGCAACAGCUUGCUUUCAAUGUUUGUUUACGUUAAAAGUAGUACAGUGCUGUGUUUUUUUUCCAUGUUUGUUAUUGGUGACGUGCUGUUAAAAUGUUGAUAUGCAUUUUGUCCUUGAAAAGUGUCUGGUACAUGUGUGUUGUUAAAGCAGUUUGUUAAAGGUGUUAGUGAAAAUUACUUUGCAAAAUAUAAGUAGUGAUGAUUCUUAAAAUAUACAUAUAUUUUCUGUAUUUUAAUAAGUACUAAAUAAGGGUGUGUGUGUGUGUGUGUGUGGAAUUAUUUCCAAGGAUGAAACAGCGUAGGAUCAGGAAACAAAUUUACUAAAAUUUACAUUGCUUACUAAUUUUGCAGCACGAAAAUAUUUUAUUUACAUACACUGAAUGGCUUGGGUGUGGUCAUGCUGACAAUGUGUCUCUUUUAUAAGAACAUACGUAGCUCAUUCUGAUGGCUGUAAAAGUCAAAAGUGGGAUUAAAUAUUUGAUAAUUUUAUGGAAAAUGUUUUUUGUUAAACUAUGCAGAUUUCAUUACUGUAUGUUUGGAUUGUAUGCUAAUGUUGCAUUAAAAGAAUCCUGAGGACUGUA
Molecule: messenger RNA, 4337 nt
Organism: Bacillus rossius redtenbacheri
Lineage: Eukaryota; Metazoa; Arthropoda; Insecta; Phasmatodea; Bacillidae
Gene: Pgd
Product: 6-phosphogluconate dehydrogenase, decarboxylating
Exons: 9
Coding region: 167-1618 (483 amino acids)
Biological process (GO): pentose-phosphate shunt; pentose-phosphate shunt, oxidative branch
Cellular component (GO): cytosol
Molecular function (GO): NADP binding; phosphogluconate dehydrogenase (decarboxylating) activity
Source: RefSeq, a predicted model, not a curated record